GAGAGUCUCACGCUUCACCGACUGAGCUAAAGAGUUCUGGUGUUAGGAGGAGAGAGGAAGGAAAACGCUUCUAUCCAAUUUAGCCAUGAAUUUGCCUAGUCUCCAUCCGAAGUGGUGACCGCCCUUUGCCUCUUGCGAGAGUGAAAGGUAACUACAGUAUUUGCUGAGAGAGAGCCCUCUUUAAAAAGUGGAAGGGCUGGUGGGGACGAGGAGGCUGGGGGGCGAGGCCUUCGGGAAAGAGGCGCGGCCGCCGUGGGGCUGGGCGGUUCUUAAGCGCGCGGCUUCCCCAUCGCGGGCGCGUCGCCUUCUGCUUCUGCUCGCGGACCGUGAAACCGUCGGGGAGGCGCAACAACUGCUGUUUUCCUGCUUUGCUGCAGCAACUGCGCGGGGCAGAGAGCUUUUCCUCUCCCCUUGCCGGGCAUUUUUGCGGGGUGCGUCCCCCCCGAGGACUGCGUACAGGCGAGAGCCAUUCUGGAGAUGCACCUGGCCCCCGAAGAGGCACCAGCGAGCGCGCAGGAGCUGCCGGGCUGCUGAGAACGCGCCGUCGAGGGAACGUCGGAAGGCGGCAGGCAGAAUGGGCUGCAUGAAAUCCAAAGAAAUCAACCUCAGUGAAAAAGUCUCAGGAACUCGCCAGAGCUUGGGUGAUCCGAAUAAUUACAUACCAGACCCCACUGACGGUCUUGGCCCAGCACCCAGCAAACCGAAGCCUCCCACAACUGAUGGAACAGAGGAGUUUAUCGUUCUGGCUCUUUACGACUAUGAAGCCAUCCACAAGGAAGACCUGAGCUUCCAGAAGGGCGACCAUCUCAAAGUCCUAGAAAACUCGGGCGAGUGGUGGAGUGCCAAAGCCCUCUCGACAGGCCAAGAGGGGUAUAUCCCCAGCAACUAUGUCGCCAGAGUGAACUCCCUGGAGACGGAGGAGUGGUUUUUCAGAGGCGUCAGCAGGAAGGACGCUGAGCGGCAGCUGCUGAGCCCUGGGAACAUGAUAGGCUCCUUCAUGAUCCGAGACAGCGAGACAACCAAGGGAGGAGGCGCUGACAGCGACAGGGAGGUUAGAUGGCCAGGUUCCUGCCUGGUGCUUGAGGACAAGUCUUGCCCAGCGCCUGAGGACAGGUCCUGCCCUGCCAUCUGUAUCUCUUGCUUGAGCAGGAUGUUCUUCCACAAGGACCACAGGAGAACCCAAACAGCCCCUUGCAAUCUUCCCCAAUUCCUGGGUUCUUACUCCUUGUCUGUGCGAGAUUUCGACAACCAGAAGAAAAUGGAGACAGUGAAGCAUUACAAGAUUCGGACGCUGGACAGCGGCGGCUUCUACAUUUCUGCCCGGAACACCUUCAGCAGCCUGCAGGAACUGGUCAGCCAUUAUAAGGGGCAAACUGAUGGUCUAUGUCAAAAGCUGACUUACCCGUGUAUCGCUCCGAAACCUCAGCAGCCCUGGGAGAAAGAUGCCUGGGAAAUCCCCCGCAGCUCUCUGAAACUGGAGAAGAAACUGGGAGCUGGGCAAUUCGGAGAAGUCUGGAUGGCCACCUACAACAUGCACACAAAAGUGGCCGUCAAAACCAUGAAGCCAGGGAGCAUGUCUGUGGAGGCCUUCCUGGAAGAGGCCAACAUCAUGAAGACCCUGCAGCACGACAAGCUGGUCAAGCUGCAUGCCGUUGUGACCAAGGAGGAGCCCAUUUACAUCAUCACCGAAUACAUGGAGAAAGGUAGUUUGCUGGAUUUCCUGAAGAGUGAUGAGGGUCACAAACAGCAGCUCCCUGUAUUGAUAGACUUCUGUGCCCAGAUUGCAGAAGGCAUGGCUUUCAUUGAGAAGCGAAACUACAUCCACCGGGACUUGCGAGCUGCCAACAUCUUGGUCUCAGCCAUGCUGGUGUGCAAGAUUGCCGAUUUUGGCUUGGCUCGGGUGAUUGACGACAACGAAUACACAGCCCGGGAAGGUGCCAAGUUCCCCAUCAAGUGGACUGCUCCCGAAGCCAUCAACUACGGCUCCUUCACAAUAAAGUCUGACAUCUGGUCUUUUGGGAUCCUCCUGAUGGAGAUCAUUACCUAUGGGCGGACCCCAUACCCAGGGAUGUCGCACCAGGAAGUGAUCCGUGCCCUAGAGCGCGGCUAUCGGAUGCCACGCACGGAGGGCUGCCCAGAGGAGCUCUAUGAAGUGAUGAUGCAGUGCUGGAAACGCAAGCCUGAGGACCGCCCGACGUUCGAGUACAAUCAGAGCAUCCUGGAGGACUUCUUCACUGCCACCGAAAGCCAGUACCAGCAACAGCCUUAAAGGAGAUGGAGGACCUAGAGACAGCAGAGUGGGACAGUCACUGCAAUACGAUGCUUGAGAGAGAGCCAGUGUUUGAUGUCAAGAUCCCGCUGUGGCUUAGGCAAAAGUAGCUGCCUCCAUCUUGGGAGCUUACAAAGGAACAUUUUAUUGACUGCUGUUGGGAGACGGGACUGUACUUGAUGGACCCUCAAGACGAUCCGACAUAAGCAAUUGUUGUGCUCAUAGCUAAAAUGCCUUUUUAAAAACUCCAUUCAGUAGAUGCCAUUUCUGCUGAAGCAUGCCAUGCACUUUUUGUCUCAAGGUUUUGUUGCCUGCUAGAAAACCACUGGCUGUUGCUCUAGAAGUGUCUGGUGUGUGUGUGUGUGUGUGUGUGUGUGUGUGAGAGAGAGAGAGAGAGAGAGAGAGAGAGAGAGAUUGUCAUUUGACGGGGCAUGGGAAUGCAAGAGAAUCUGACUAAUUGACCAGGCAAAUAAUAUUACAAAUAUACAGUACCACUACUUACAGGCAUUCUAACUAAGCUUGCCACCUCUUUCUUAAUCCAAAGGAUGGUUGCUUAUUUAGCAAUAUGAAAUUUUAAUUCUGGAUAGGAAUCUGUUCCCUGAAAUAAACCACAGAUGGUGAGCCUAAUUGGCUUAUAUUGAUUGCAGGAGCCCUGGUAGCAAUGAGAUUAAAUCCUAAACUAUUCUGAUCAAUGUAUUAUUUAUAGGUUAUAAUAUUAUUGAAAUAUCAGUGUAUGCCGACAAUAUUCAAGGGAACAAACUGUUAUUCCUGGUUUUUACUUGGAGUGCCAGGGGAGGUCUGUUACAGACAAAAUGCACGCAUAAUGAGAAGCAGGUUUAUUUUUUAAUUAUGGUUGCAGUUGUGUGUGUUUGCGAAUCUAGAUUCCCGAAGUAGGAAGGAGUUGCUUCUACCCUAUCUUUCAACUUGAAUAAAGCCAUGAUGGCAUUAAAAAGGGCACUGAAAAGCUAUCCUUAGAUUCAUGGAAUACCUGACUACAGUCAAAUAUCAGGCAUCUCUGCUGCCAGUCAGAGUAAACAAUAUGCAGCUGAGUAGAGAAACAGUCUGCCCUGGUAUAAGGUGACUUCCUACAACCAUUACAGGUAGACUGGACAUUUGUAUGGUCUUUCUUGUGCUGAAUCAGGAGUUUGCAAGACUCUUGUGGCUUAGGCACCCUUUGAUCCUUGUGCAAGAGAAAGGGCACUAAGACCACAUCUGUUCACAAGAGCAGGACCACACUGUUUUCACAACUGCAUUUCAAGUUUGGGGCGUAUGUAUUUUUAUAGAAAAUUCCCAAACCAGGUAACAAUAAAACAACAUAGAAAAUAGAACUGCAAAGUUGCAGAAUCCUAAAACAUAAAAGAUUGAAAGAAUGAGAUUUUUUUAAAAAAAUAUGGCAGAGAAGUAGCAUAAGGAGCAAUAAUGGAUCAGUGCCAGUUCAGUGUAUAUUUGGAAAAGAUGACCUCAGUAGAUCUCCUCCCAAAAGACCCACCUCCUCCUUAGGGCUGUCCCCACUGCCCAAUCCCUUGCCCCUCCCAGACCCAAUACAAACGGAGGGAGUGUGGAAUUCCUUCACCUGCCUACUAUUCUCUCUCUCUCUCUCUGGACCAGAGGGAGAAUGGAAAACCAGUCAAGGCUGCUGUCCCAUCUACAUGAUCUUGCACGCUCAGAGGAGUGGCAGAGCCAGGAAGCUCUGGGGAUUGACAAUACCCCCCCCAAAGAAAAAGAGUGUGGAUAAUGAAAGUUGACCAACAAUGCUGACCCCUGCCGCUGACCCUGUAUCAGAUAAAAACAGCAUAUUAAAAUAAUUCGGAAUAAAAAUUGGCCAGUUAAAUAUCCAUAUAUCUAGGUUCUAUCAUUUCAAAUUCAAGGUAGGUAGAUUUCAUGCCAAAUUAUACAUUUUCACAAGGGGGUGGGGAGCUGUCAAAGGGUUAUUUCAGCGGGCUAUAUCCGUUUCCUCUUCCCUCCACCCAUCUGCUCUGCAAUUUUGUUGAUGUUUUUCUUUAAAAGUUAAAUUAAAAUAUACAGAUAUUUUUUCUAGUGUAGAAGGGAGGAAGAAGAGAACUUUUCACUUUUCACACAUCCUUCGUGUCUGCCCAUUUUGUUAGUAUCUUUGUGACGUCAUCUGUUGAGCUGUCCACAGGCUGGACCCAGAGCAGGUGAAAUCCAGAACCUCCACAACUUGGGAUGUUUGCAUUUUUAAUGCCAGUGAAAGUUGAGGAAAUACUUUCCGCAGAUAAACAGAAGCACCCUUACAGCCGGCCUCUGCCUUGUCCUCAUUUUCUGCCUGAGCUUAACAGCUCUGCAAAACUAGGAUGCUCCGUAAUAAAUAAAAUAGGAUUUGUUUCAGGAUAUUUUGAUAUGUUUGGAUGUAAACUUUUUUGCAUGUUUUGUAAUGAUAAAAAUGUUAAGAAAUCAAA
Podarcis muralis (Common wall lizard) is the source of this 4686-nucleotide messenger RNA. It is a transcript of the gene HCK, whose product is annotated as HCK proto-oncogene, Src family tyrosine kinase. The record is from RefSeq and is a predicted model, not a curated record. Lineage: Eukaryota; Metazoa; Chordata; Lepidosauria; Squamata; Lacertidae. Gene Ontology annotation, biological process: protein phosphorylation. Gene Ontology annotation, molecular function: protein binding; protein tyrosine kinase activity; ATP binding.